AUGCAAUUGUUAUGCUAUUUUCAGUGUGAAGAUAUUCCAUCAAACAAUCUAACAAAUGGUGCUGUCACUGUAGCGGAAAGAAAUGUUGGAUCAACGGCAAAUUUUACCUGUGACGCAGGAAUUUUCCUGGUUGGAAGAAAAUCUAUAACGUGCACAACAUCAGGCUGGAAUGGGGAUAUUCCACAAUGUAUAAAAAUAGUUUGUCCUGAGACGGUAGCCUUCUUUCGAGGUUCAAAGUACAUAUUCAAAUGUAAACCAGCAAAUUGGUUUGAUUAUGAGGCUUACUGCAAUGCCAGUGGUGGACAAUUGACCAGUAUUGAAACCGGUGACGAAAACACAUUUAUAGUAGAUGUAAUUGCAUUGAUAAUGAAUAUACAGAAAUUAAGUGGAUUUUUCUGGAUUGGCCUUACAGACAAUAACGAUGAAAUGUAAUAUAAAUGGUUGUCUUGUGAACCACUUCAAUACAACAACUGGUACCAAGGACAACCACAGCAACCAGAUCAUUUAAAUUAUCUGGGUGAAACAGGUGCACACUGUGGUUUGAUACAUAGCUUCUUUUCUUUAAACUGGGGUGACGAACGAUGUAGUCAACACGUAUAUUCCGUUUGUGAAAUUCGAUUGCCAUAAUAUAUGUCAGUUUGAGAGAACCAUAUGCAUUAUCUGAGGACGACAUGCUAUUUGCCAAUUUGGGAGUUAAAUAUGAAUUAUCUGAGGACGAUAUGUUAUUUGCAUUUGUAAUAAAAUAUUGAGAC
Molecule: messenger RNA, 752 nt
Organism: Mytilus trossulus (common blue mussel)
Lineage: Eukaryota; Metazoa; Mollusca; Bivalvia; Mytilida; Mytilidae
Product: beta-2-glycoprotein 1-like
Exons: 6
Coding region: 1-432 (143 amino acids)
Source: RefSeq, a predicted model, not a curated record